This is a messenger RNA of Bipolaris oryzae ATCC 44560, 1521 nucleotides long. RefSeq lists its product as uncharacterized. Gene Ontology annotation, molecular function: protein binding. NCBI's taxonomy places the organism in Eukaryota, Fungi, Ascomycota, Dothideomycetes, Pleosporales, Pleosporaceae. The transcript is spliced from 2 exons. The coding region runs from base 1 to 1521 and encodes 506 amino acids. The record is from RefSeq and is a predicted model, not a curated record.
AUGAACAAUCUGCCACAAGAAAUUGUCGACGAAAUAUGCAGUUAUAUUCCCAGAGAGGACUUGAAGAAUGUUCUCACCCUCAAUCGCCAGUUUCGCUUUGGCGCAGAGCGAUACUCUGGAUUUUUUGACGAGUAUACUAUCAAGGAAGAUAACAUAGAGUUCCUUUCGCGUUACUCCUGCCAUCGCCUGCUUUACCUCAAGGAAGUCAUCUUCAGGCCAAUACUCCCACCUGUAUUAGAACCGCCAGAGGGCGAAGAGUUACCCUGCCGUGAGAGCGCAGAGGAAAUACGUGAGAAAGAUGAGUCCUUUACUCGCCAGGUUCAACACCUCUUCAACACUCUUAGCCUGUUAGAGCAACAGGCUGGGGAGAUGCAUGCAUCAGGGCGAUACCAGCUUUCUGUCCACAGCCUUGCGCAGGACAUCACAUAUUUUAUAUGGUGUCCACAUCGCUUAUAUGUCAGCUGGCGUGUUCAUCUGCUUACCCUUGAUUUGCCCGAAAUCGCUUCAGUUCAUUCGCUUGAGAUACACAACAAUGGUAACGAUAAGUACCGCGAAUCAAAAUUGGAUCUUCGCGUUAUCAUCGAUCUAGCGGCGAAGUUUCCCAACCUUGAGUAUUUGGGAUGUAAGACGGGCGGAUUUGAAUGGCAUGAAACAGCUGGCGAGAUAGAGCCGGAAACUCACUUCAAGCACGAUUGGGAAGGACCACGUCGCGAUGCGAGACAUGACUUUGCCAACGCUGUAUCAUCGCCAUCCUUUGAGUUUCCAAAAUCACUCACGAGAGCUUCCUUGGAUUUCUUGAACCCAUUGACGCGAGCCGUGGAUAUCUCACAGUCAAGGCCUCUACCAGAUCUAGUGGGGCCAGCAGUCAAAGAUAUGUUCAGCUCAAGCCUGGCUAUUUUAUCAAACAACCUCCAUCAGCUGCACAUAAAAGCCAUGGUUGACGAGAGUCUGUUUUCAAAAGAUGCCAGUACUAGGCCUUGUUGGCCCAAUCUGGAGAUUCUAGAGGUCGUGUUUCACCCAGCACAUCCGAAUGGAUCUUGGUACUUCCACGGCCCGCAAGGUGAAGGUCGCGAUGUGGUAGGCUUCGAAGUCACUGAUGAACAUUACCCGCCGUACGAAAAGACCGAGCUGGAUGAGGAGAUGGAAUAUUUACAUGAUGAGAAGCCCAAUGAAGACCCGCAUGACGGUAAUUCUCAGUACCGCAUCACACCGGAUGAAAAUCGUUUGCGUCCAUUUCUCCAAAGCUUCGCCGAGGCCGCCAUCCAUAUGACAUUUUUGAAGUCAGCCUGCCUCUGGUCACCCCUGAACUGGUCAUCGCGUAGAUUGGAUUGGGCCGUAGGGUUGUGGCGCCCGGAUGCAGAGCUUCACGGCCUGUUUCAAAAGAUUGGGGACGGCAAAUAUGGAGAUGAUCUAGACGAAGAGUGGGUGCUCGGUAAAGGUAGCGAAAAUCCAUUGGUAACGAGAUGGACUAAUGAUCGUUUUUUCUCCGAUGAAUUGCAGCGCAUUACUUUUCCGUACUAA